Messenger RNA from Schistocerca americana (American grasshopper), 4106 nucleotides. Its product is annotated as glycerol kinase-like. The transcript has 13 exons. Gene Ontology annotation, molecular function: glycerol kinase activity. Gene Ontology annotation, biological process: triglyceride metabolic process; glycerol metabolic process; glycerol-3-phosphate biosynthetic process. Lineage: Eukaryota; Metazoa; Arthropoda; Insecta; Orthoptera; Acrididae. The record is from RefSeq and is a predicted model, not a curated record. The coding region runs from base 618 to 2270 and encodes 550 amino acids. Gene Ontology annotation, cellular component: mitochondrion.
CUGCUAGACUCACUUGCAGUCACAGAGUCGCCAACAAAUAUUUUCGGGAAUGCUACCUCCGAAAGCAUGGAUUUAACACAGCAAAGUAGCCAUAGGCCUGGCGUAAUUCAGUUUAAGCAAUUUUUAAAGUGAUUAACUUUGGUGCGGAGCAAGAGGAAUUGUAAUGCAAUCGACUACUGGAAAAUGCCAUGUAAUCGAGAUGUGAUUUGAUAGCUGCUAGUGUGGGAAUUCUGAACAAGUGAUGACCGAAUGAGAUAAUGAGAUACUCAUUCUUAAAGCUGGGAAAUACGUAGAUACGAAAAAAAGUAAAAUAAAAACAAAUCAUCGCAGGGUGAUCUCCACUGAAAGUCAAUAUUGUUUUCAUAACGUUGAGCCGAGUCAUCGCGAGAGACUAGAAGUACUGCAGUACUGUUCAUUACUGUAUUCUUAUCGGGACGUUGUUGUUUAGCUUCUCUGAAGAUAAGCUGUUGGGCAGUAGCGGUAUAAUAUUGACUGCAUCAGGAAGAAAAACACCAAUAGGAGACGUACCGUAGCAGAAAACUCGCUUCAGAUGCUAGUAUUAACGAUUUAAUUACUACGAAUAACACUUUUGUGUCUAGAAGCAAUAAAAUUAGAAAAUGCCAGUACGAGGUAGAUUUGGCCCCUUGGUUGGGGCAAUAGACGAAGGAACAAGCAGCGCCCGUUUUCUGGUAUUUUCUGCGCGGACUGCAGAAGUUCUAACAUAUCACCAGAUCCAUAUAGCACAAGACUGCCCUCGUGAGGGAUGGGUUGAACAGGAUCCAGUAGCAAUUUUAUCUGCAGUGAAGGAAUGUAUAAAUGAGACUGUAGAGAAUCUGAAGAAGCUGGACAUUGAUCCUGCUGACAUUGUGGCCAUUGGAAUAACAAAUCAGAGGGAGACAACCAUAGUAUGGGACCCAAAAACUGGAAAGCCUUUGUACAAUGCAAUAGUCUGGCUUGAUGUAAGAAAUACAGAGACAGUUGAUGACUUAUUAAAAAAUGUACGUGACAGGAAUCAAGACUACUUCAAACCUUUAUGUGGGCUUCCAGUAAGCACUUAUUUCAGUGCUCUGAAACUGAAAUGGAUGAUGGACAAUGUUCCUGAAGUACGAGAGGCAGUUAAGAAUAAGUCAUGUUUAUUUGGCACUGUGGACACUUGGCUCAUAUGGAAUCUUACAGGAGGGCCUAACGGUGGUCUUCACAUAACUGAUGUUACCAAUGCCUCAAGGACAAUGUUAAUGAAUAUUCGCACACUGCAGUGGGACAACACUCUUUGCAAAUUUUUUGGUAUACCAAAAGAAAUCUUGCCUGAAAUCAGAAGUUCAUCAGAAAUUUAUGGAUACGUUGCUGCUUCUCCUUUGGAAGGAGUGCCUAUUUCAGGGUGUCUCGGUGACCAGCAGUCUGCUCUUGUUGGUCAAAUGUGUUUACAUCAAGGUCAAGCCAAGAACACUUAUGGAACUGGAUGCUUCUUACUGUAUAAUACAGGAACAGCUGUAGUGCACUCAAGUCAUGGCCUUUUGACAACUGUAGCCUAUCGCAUGGGAAAAAAUACUCCUCCAGUUUAUGCCCUGGAAGGUGCCAUUGCCAUUGCAGGUGUUGCAUUUAGUUGGCUGAAAGAUAACAUUGGUAUUUUGAAAGAUAUUGCUGAGUCCGAGAAUAUGAUUAAAGAAAUGACAGCUCAUCGUGAAGUUUAUUUUGUUCCAGCAUUCUCUGGACUUUAUGCUCCAUAUUGGCGAAAGGAUGCUCGCAGUGUUAUAUGCGGCCUGUCAGAAGAAACAACUAAAGCAGAUAUUGUGAAGGCUGCUAUGGAAGCAGUAUGCUUUCAGACACGAGACAUCUUAAAUGCUAUGAAUAAAGAUUGUGGAAUUCCACUAACAAGACUUCUUGUGGAUGGUGGUUUAACUGUAAAUGAUACAAUUAUGCAGCUGCAGGCAGAUUUGUGUGGAAUCCCAGUUGUCAGACCACUGAUGACUGAGGCAACUGCUUUAGGAGCUGCUAUAGCUGCUGGAAGUGCAGAAGGGAUAGAAGUAUGGGAUUUGCAUGAGGUUCAGUCUGUUCCCAGUGAUGUGUUCAAGCCAUCAAUAUCAGAGGACGAGCGUGAUAUGAGGUACUCGAGAUGGAAGAUGGCUAUAGAGAGAAGUCUAAACUGGGAACCAGAGGCUGUUGAAAAGGAAAUAGAUAAGGAACACUGCAUUCGGUCGUCGAUACCAGUUGGCCUGUUUGUUGUUUCUGCAUUUUGUCUCUUGCUAAUUGCCAGACAAUUAAAAAAAUGAAUAGAAUUGAAAAUUUUAGAUCAAAAUUUAUAAAUAAUGCAGAACAGUAUUCAAGUAUCUGUACAAUGAAAGGAUGUCGUGGAUGACAUUUUGUGGUUUCAUUAAUGUGGCCUUCUCGUUCUGGCCGGCUCACAUACUUGUUGACUUCUUGUGCUCCAAAAGUUAUAGCACAGGGCUGUUGUACUUACUGAAGAAUAUAAUAUUUUUGUAAUAUAUAAUUUGAAGAAGAAAUGUUAAAAGACUUGUAAUUGCUGUUUAUUUGUCAGGUUAAUGAGAUUGAUGUCUGCCAAAUAUCGACAAUAUCAGGUGAAUCACACUUGUAUUAGAAAUGAAACUGAUAUAUUUGAAGAGUAUUGUAAUGUUUUUAAUGGUGAUUGUGGUGGAGUACUUUGUGGUGGACUGUAAUUGUAGUUCUUUUUAAUUGUUGGUUGUUGGGCACAUGCUUAUUGUUCCUUCAAACAUAAGUGGAGUUAUUAUUUUCAGUAAUAUUACUCAUGUACUUAUACGGCUGGUUGUGAUUAAGUGUGACAUAUUGAAGGAGAAUUGCCAUAUUGAUUUUUGGUAUCUAUCAUAUAGUACAAAUUAUGAAUAUUUUCCUCUUGCAAGUGUUUGUAGGAAAAGCCAUUUUCCUUUUUUAAAUAUGUACUUGUUUCAAAGAUUUUGUGUGUGUUUCUGUGGCUGACUAUGCUGCAGACGUGUGUGUGUGUGUGUGUGUGUGUGUGUGUGUGUUUUGGUGAGAAUGUAUGCCAUUAGUAAAAUAAUAAUAUUCUUGAUCAGUAUUAAAAAACGGUGUUAUCGAUAUUCAUUUUAUUCCCUCCUAACUAGAAAAGUAAAUAUCAAGAUUUGACUCUAAAUCAAGUGACAGAGGGAGCAAAACAUACUCGCUGACACAAGCACAAGUCAAUGCAAAUGCUUUUACUACUUUCUUUUUUCUAGAAGGCUAAAAUUGAUUAGAUGAUGUAUACAUUGGUGUAGCUAUCAAACAACUUCUUUCAUGUGAACAUUAGAGAAAAAGCAUUGUUUUCACUGUGGAACUUAUGUGGAGGCAUUUUAAAACUGAGAUUAGCUCUCUGAUUAUCAUUAUACUUUUGCCACUGAUUGCUUCAUCUGUCACAUGUAUACAUCUGUUCACGGUGAUACAAAAGCACAUGACAAUUUAGUUUACUUGUUUAUUAUAAAACUAAUGAAUUAUUGAAAUAGUGAGAAUGCAGUGCUUUUUAAUUGAAAGGUGCUCAUAAUCCUCAUUUAUUAAAGAGAUGUUCCUGCUGUUUUAAUGCAAUACAUCUUAGAAUUUCAUUUUACUUUUAUUAGGUUCACCAAACAGUUUGUUUACAAAUAAACAAAGUGGGAUGCAAUAAACCAAAGUAAAGAUUUUGCAAGCAUUUUGUGACAUACUGAGCAAAUUGUUUCAUCCUUUUGACUGUAACCAUGGAUUAUUCUCUCACACUAGAUACAAUUGAUAUGAUAAAAGUAUUACAUGUAAGUUUCACUGCACUUCAACAUUCAAGAGAGAAAAUUUUCACCAUUUAUGUUCCCUUAUGUGAAGCAUAUUGUGACAUCAUUUAUUAAAAUCUGCUUUUUUUUAAGUAUUGAUAGUUUAUAAUAUUAAAUUUAGAGUGCUUUAGAGCUGUCUUUUCACUAACCUUCACUUGAUCAUUGAAUAGCAUGUCACAAAGCAAUUUUAUACACUGCAUUAGUAUAUAAGCAGUUGUUGGCAGAACAGACUUUUGACGUUUUUAAAUUCUAGAUGCUAAUUUAUGAAGUACCAUGUUUUUUCAUUGGGUACAUUGCACCUUCAUAGUCUGUACUGAAAUUUUCAAUUUGUCUACAAUGUAU